Rotaria sp. Silwood1 is the source of this 219-nucleotide messenger RNA. The record is from the annotation of a GenBank genome assembly. NCBI's taxonomy places the organism in Eukaryota, Metazoa, Rotifera, Eurotatoria, Philodinida, Philodinidae.
AUGCCAUCGAUGUACAAACAUGUUUAUGCACUUAAAGAUGAACUUCAUCGUCUUCAAUCAAUGACACAUUUAACAAAAGCUGAAAAUGAAUUUUUAAUCAAAGAAAAACAAAAUGUUUUAUUUAAAUCUUUCAUUACAGUUCUUGAAGCAGUUAGUCAAAUAACACGUUCAUCUGCUCAAACACCACGUGAACGAACUUUUCAAAAAGAUUAUAGGUAA